AAUUAGGUACUCAGUCGGUUUCGGACAUCGAGACGUUUCUAAUUAUUUCUACUUGAGAGUAACAGGAAGAACAUGAGCAGUGAAAUUCCAAAAAUUGCCGCAGCAAUCGUUCUCCCACAAAUUGGAGGAUGGAUAAAUGGAUAUCUAACACGACAGGAGACAAAAACCUGGUACACCACGCUUAAUUUCCCUUCCUUCAAACCUCCAAGCUGGAUCUUUGGUCCGGUAUGGACUUCACUAUACGCCGGAAUGGGUUAUGCCUCAUAUCUGGUAUGGAGAGAUGGUGGAGGUUUUAGAGGAAUUGCACAAGGACCACUCAUUCUAUACGGAGCACAACUAGCAUUGAAUUGGGCUUGGACACCGAUAUUCUUCAAGAAACAUGAGCUGAAAUGGAGCUUCGUAGAGUGUGCGACCUUGACCGCUGCAGUUGCUGCUACAGGAUUUGCCUUCUUCAAUGUGAAUAAGAUAGCCGGUUAUCUUUUCGUUCCAUAUCUGGCAUGGUGCUCGUUUGCAACGUUGCUCAAUUAUAAAAUAUAUGAAUUGAACCCAGACAAGCCAACAGCGACCAUCGAAGAAAUUAAAAUGGAAAAGGACAAAUAA
Ochlerotatus camptorhynchus is the source of this 600-nucleotide messenger RNA. Its product is annotated as translocator protein-like. The transcript is spliced from 2 exons. The record is from RefSeq and is a predicted model, not a curated record. Gene Ontology annotation, cellular component: mitochondrial outer membrane. The coding region runs from base 73 to 600 and encodes 175 amino acids. NCBI's taxonomy places the organism in Eukaryota, Metazoa, Arthropoda, Insecta, Diptera, Culicidae.